UUUCAAUUACCACCCACGACCCAAUCCGAUUUGCUCUAGUGAUAAAAGCAUGAGCUUCAGCCAUCUCCGAACUGAUGCUUGAAACCUGACUUGAACCAAUUGUGUUUUCCCAUCUCAUAUUGAAUCGAUUGAUUCAUCAAACCCAGAAACGAGCUUUUCAGAAAAUAUCCCGUUGGCCCCCUCAACAAGCAGUGAGCGGAGAGCAAGUAGGAAGGAUAUGAGUGUGUCAGAUCUGCCAAAGAAGGAGGGAAAUGUACUUAAAGGGCAUGAGGGAGCAGUAUUAGCAGCGAGGUUCAAUAAAGAUGGAAAUUAUUGCCUCAGCUGCGGGAAAGACCGAACCAUUCGACUUUGGAACCCUCACCGUGGCAUCCACAUUAAAACCUACAAGUCCCAUGGCCGUGAAGUCCGUGAUGUCCAUGUCACCUCGGACAAUUCCAAAUUAUGUUCAGGUGGUGGUGACAGACAAAUAUUCUAUUGGGAUGUGGCAUCCGGUCGAGUCAUUCGAAAAUUUCGGGGCCAUGAUGGAGGGGUGAAUGCUGUGAAGUUUAAUGAGUAUGCAUCUGUUGUAGUCUCAGCUGGAUAUGAUCAGUCAUUGCGUGCUUGGGAUUGCAGAUCUCACAGUACUGAGCCUAUUCAGAUAAUUGACUCAUUUACAGAUAGUGUAAUGUCGAUUUGUUUAACAAAGACUGAGAUUAUUGGUGGAAGUGUUGAUGGAACUGUUCGAACAUUUGACAUUCGUAUGGGAAGAGAACUAUCCGAUGACUUGGGACAACCUGUGAACUGUAUAUCUAUGUCAAAUGAUGGUAACUGCAUAUUAGCAAGCUGCUUAGAUUCAACGAUACGUCUCCUCGACAGGACUUCUGCUGAAUUACUUCAAGAAUAUAAAGGCCAUACUUGUAAGUCUUACAAAUUGGACUGCUGCCUUACCAACUCUGAUGCCCAUGUAAUUGGAGGAUCUGAGGAUGGUUCAAUCUUCUUCUGGGAUCUAGUAGAUGCAUCUGUUGUAUCCAGUAUCCGGGCACAUUUGUCAGUGGUAACGAGUGUCAGUUAUCACCCUAAGGACAACUGCAUGAUUAGUUCUUCCGUAGAUGGCACCAUUAAGGUGUGGAAGACUUGAGAAAGCAUCAAAGCAACAUUGCAGCUAAACAAUCUGGAUUAGCCAUGGGAGACCGACUCUUGUACGAUUUAAAGUAGAACCGCGCAUUCCAAGCGCCUUGUGCCGCAUCGGUAACUCUCUGAUAACAGAGUGAAUUAGUUAGGUGUUGAAUUUAGUAUGUUUUUGCAUGAUAUCUUUGAAGGAACUAAUAUGAGCCGUCAUAUUUGGAAGGGGCUUUCAUCCCUCUGUGUUCAUUACAUAUACUCAAGUGUGUUAGAAUUUACAAAUACAUAUUCACAGC
Messenger RNA from Fragaria vesca subsp. vesca, 1397 nucleotides. Its product is annotated as WD repeat domain-containing protein 83-like. Gene Ontology annotation, molecular function: protein binding. The record is from RefSeq and is a predicted model, not a curated record. Lineage: Eukaryota; Viridiplantae; Streptophyta; Magnoliopsida; Rosales; Rosaceae. The transcript is spliced from 8 exons. Gene Ontology annotation, biological process: mRNA splicing, via spliceosome. Gene Ontology annotation, cellular component: catalytic step 2 spliceosome. The coding region runs from base 218 to 1117 and encodes 299 amino acids.